UUGGUUUAAGAAGCCUCAUACUGAUGGAAAUUUCCAAAUAUUUAACCAGACAAAUGUAUUCUUUCCUCAAUGUAUGCACUUGGAGUAAUUAACUUUUAUAACAAUUGGAAUGUUAGGGCCCAAUUCUGAUCUCACACACAGUGCUACAAAUUGGGAGUAAUACCACUGAAGUCAAUGGAGUUACCCUGAUGUCAGACUGAUCUGUGAUCAGAAUCAGACACUGACUAUGGUCUUCAAGAAAAAGCCAUACUAUUGUCAAUGUAUCUAGGAAAGAAAACUUCAAAUAGGAAUUUAUAGAAUUUAUUCUCCAAUAAUAAACAAGAUAAUUUUUAAUCCUGAUUCUUUGCAAGAGGUUAAUAUAUGAAUGACAAGCAAGAGCUGUAUUUCCUUUUUUACAGAUGACAAAUAACAAAUUGAGGGGAAAAAAUCAUUAAACCUCUAUCACAGAAAUGAUCCUUUAAUUUAUCUAUCUGUGUAUAUUUUCAGAUAGGUCAUUCUAAGGGUGUUUUUAUUAUUUUUCAUUUUGUAUCAUAUCAUUCUUUGGAACUGUCCUGUAACCAGAGUAGAUUAGUGAUUUUUUUUUUGUCUUCAUGCUUAUUCUGGUUAGGUACACUAUACACUGAGCAUUUUAAGCAUUGGUUAUUUGACAGGAAUUAACAUUAACGUGAUCUUAGGCAUGAUAAAUAUUUGGCCUUUUUGGACAGAACGUUAAACAAAUUGCUUCUCUAGACUUGUAUCUGUCAGAUACCCAAAAGUGGCCUUCAUUUGUGCAGCAAAUUGCAAUGUGCACAACUGUGUGCCUCUCACCUGAUACAGAAAAAUAUGUGCAGUGUGACCUGGUAAAUAUGUGCAAGCUUUUAGUUAUGGCAGUAUCAAUGUGGACCAAUAUGAUUAAAGUGAAGAGCACAAAUGCAGUUUCUAGCAUCAGAGGGACAACUGAAGUUCUGCUGGUUUUUUUUUUCCAGGAUUAUGCUGAAAAGGAGAACACAAUAGCAAAAGCCCUGGAAGACCUUAAGGCCAAUUUCUACUGUGAACUCUGUGACAAACAGUACUACAAACACCAGGAGUUUGACAAUCACAUCAACUCAUAUGACCAUGCUCACAAACAGAGACUCAAGGAACUGAAACAGAGGGAGUUUGCUCGAAAUGUAGCUUCCAAAUCAAGAAAAGAUGAAAGGAAACAGGAAAAGGCCCUCCAACGUUUGCACAAGUUAGCUGAACUGAGGAAAGAGGCAGCAUGUGCUCCUGGGAGUGGUCCCAUGUUCAAGUCCACUACAGUUACUGUGAGAGAUAAUUUCCAUGAAAUCCCACAAAGUACUAUCUUAGACGCUUCUAACAAACAAAAAAAUGUGAAUUAUACAUUAAUGCACAAUGCACAGAACACGAAAGAAGUUACUUCUAGUGCUUUUUCUGCUUCUGAAAGCGCAAGUAAUGACAAAUCAGACACUCUCAAACUUGGGGAUCAAGUACAAGGAGCCCAUGGACAUAAAAUAGGAUUCUCUUUUGCUUUUCCUAAGAAAGCAUCAGUGAAGUUGGAGUCUUCAGCUGCUGUAUUCUAUGAAUAUAAUGAUGAAACAUCUAGUGAACAUGGGUUUAGCAGAAGAAGUAGAUUUGUUCCAGGAGCUUGUAAUCUUCAGUUUCCAUCAGCAACAGACAUAGUUUUGUGCUCUGAGGAGAAACAAAACUACAGUCAUCAACUGAUGGAAAAAUGUACUGACACAGCAGAAGCUUCUGAAGUUCAGGAGUCAAAAGAACUAUCCAGUAAGGAGAAAAAUAUAAUACUAGAGAAUACAGUAUUAGUUCCAGCUGAUUCUCAUUUGAAACAACCUGUGUCUUGUGAUUUGGAUGACUAUUGUGUUGAUGUCAAUUCAACAGCAUUACGAGAUCAAUCACUGUCCACAGUUGCCAUUAGUAAUCAGGCACUACUUGUAGAAAACCACAGUUCUGAGAGGUUGGGGAAAAAAUCCCCAGCUCAUGAUAUCACUGAUGAUUGCUUACCUUUGCAAGACAUCGCUGAGGAAAACAAUAAAUACAUUAAUAGUGAUUCAUCCACAACUGAAGCAGAAAUUAAAAAACUUGGGUCUGACCUACAUAUGUCAUCAAAUUCUGAAGGGGAGAAUACAGCCUUACAAAACAAACAAGAGACACAUAAAAGACCUUGUGAACCAUUUGUUCCUGUUCUGAGCAAACAUGGAUCGUCUGUUCUUCAGUGGCCAUCCGAAAUGUUAAUUUACACAAAUACAGAACCAUCCAUUUCAUAUAGCUGUAAUCCUUUAUGUUUUGACUUCAGGUCAUCACGAGUAAGUGACUGCAUAGACAAAACUAAACAUCAGUCAAAUGUACCUCAUUCUCAUCACAAAACUGAGUCCAACCAGAGUCUUGUUUUAGAUGACACAGAUAAAUCUAUUUCAGAAUGUGCUGACUACAAAACAGAAAUUAAUAAAAAUGUGUGUGACCAAGCAACAUCACUUAUAACAGAUGUUUCGUUAGCUAAAAGCUGUGAACCUGCAACAAAUCAAGAUAAAAUGUGCUUGGAUGCCUCUUUCAGGACUGGAAAAACAGAAAAAUACCACAUUUCUAAAAGCCAUUUACGACAGGACACCAGGAUAGAUGAUAAACACAGCAAAGUCUGGAACAAAGAAACUCACAGAAGAUGGUUUCACAAAAAUAGGAAAAGGAAAAGGAGAAAAUUAUGUCAUCACCAUCAUGAGGAAAUAGCAAAGGCAGACACUGAAAUUUCUUCAACAGCUGAACAGAAAAUUAAUUAUGUCAAUGAACAUAAACGUCAGCACCUUCGAAAUACUUCAGGAAAGUGCAGAGAUGAAAUUGGUAGCAUAUGGUUAGCUACAGAGCAGUUACAACAGUCAUGUCAAAAACUUGGUAUUGAAAACAGUGAUCACAAAAGAAUCAUGUCCACAUCAAUAAACAUACAUGGUGACAAAGGCCAAUGUGGGACCUGGAACACAAAAAAUAGCGAUGACCACUGUACUGACUCUGAACCUCUGCACAGAAAGUACAAAGCAAGCUCUCAUAGGCAGUCAAAACAACUGACUUUGAAUUCUGGAAGACAUAACUUAAUGUAUUCUAGAACAUUAUGUAGCUGUAAGGUCAGAAGAUCUAGCUGUAGCCCAGAUCAUAAAUGUUUGGAAAAAUGUACAAGUCAAAGCCAGUCCAUCAAGAGAGCUUACAACUUUCUGACUGAUGAACCUGAAAGACCCUAUCGAAAGCGAAGACAACAUACAUAUUCUUGUUCAUCAGAUGAAAGUUCAUGUAGACAGGCAUUUUUAUCAGAAACGUAUCUCAGGCAAACAAGUAAUUUAGCUGCACAUUGUAAACCUAAAAGGAAAAGAAGGAGAAAAAGAUCUAGAACCCAUCACAUAUUUGUCAACAAAGAACCAAGAAGAAAUGAAAAUCAUAGACCUUCCAGAGGAAAUUCUACAUUAAAUAUUUUGGGGGAAUUGUUAACACAAGAAAAUAUACAACAAACAAAAACUCAACCCAUAAAAGAUUAUACAAAAAAUAUGGCGGAAACAACACAGCUGGUAGAAAACAAGUUGACUCUACAAUCUGAUGGUUUACUUUUAUCAGAAAAUAACAAGUCAACAGAGUGUUCAACAAUGGAGAGCUCUCCAAGUAUAUUUUUGGAGGACUUCAUGCAUUCCUCUGCUUCUGUUAUUGAACAUAGUGUUUUGACAACUGCAACACCAGAGAACUUGGUAGAAGAAGAAAAGAAACAUGAAAAUGUAAGGGCUCGUGAAAGUCAAGCUCCUUAUAAAGUGCCCAGUAUUGAUAGAAAUGUGGAACAAACUACUCGUAAACCAUAUCUAUGCCAACAUGAAGUAACAGAGACCAUACCACAAGAAAAAAUAAAUGAGGCAACCAGUGAAUGGCUGCGGUAUAAUUCGGGCAUAAUUAACAGCCCUCCACCUUUGUCAUUCAAAGAAGCACAUAUAAAUGGUCAUACCUUUUUAACCACUGAACAGAUACUUGCCCCAUUUACAUUGCCUGAUCAGACAUUGAUAUUUCCCCCAGAAAACCAUGGAAAAUUCAAAGACUUGCAAUGUGAGGCCUAUCAGCAGCUCAUGCAGCAAAACAUGCUGGCUAACAAGGUGAAGUUUGCCUUUCCGCCCACUGCAAUCCAACCUAAUUCUCCUCUGCAGCCUUUGCCCUUGCAGCAGCCCUUAUGUUCUACCUCUGUAACCACAAUCCAUCACACGGUUUUACAGCAGCAUGCUGCUGCUGCAAGUACAUUUAAGGUUCUCCAGCCUCACCAACAGUUUCUUUCACAGGUCCCAACCCUUUCAAGAACACCUUUACCUCAUCUCACAGUAGGACCUAGACUUUGCCCAGGAACUCACACAACUUUUGUUGCUCCACCACAAUUGCCACUAAUUCCAACUUCUGUCCUUCAUCCGAGUCACCUGGCUUUCCCCCCAUUACCUCAUGCAUUGUUUCCUUCACUGCUUUCACCGCACCCAGCUGUCAUUCCGUUGCAGCCCCUCUUCUAGGUCAAGUUUUCAACAAUCAAAAUGGAAAGAGCUGUCUCUAAAUUAACAUACUGCUAUAUGUAAGCACUCAUCAGUUUUGACAAAUGGUUCUUUAAGUGACUGGAAUAAACUGGUUAAAAUGCCUCAUUAAUUUGGAAUCAUUUACUAUACGUGUAACAAUGCAAAUAUGUAUGUAAAGUUCAGCUCCAUAAUAUAACUAAAGCACUGAAUAGUCUGAUACUAAUAUGAACUAUAUAUAUAUAUAUAUAUAUGUAUGAAAAUCAUGUCUUAGAAUAUGUAUAAUGUAUAUAAAAUAUAUUUAUAGUAUUACAAUUUAUGUUGUAAAGUAUGCGCCUUUUGUUUUUUUAUCUUUGUGAACUUGCACCUAUUUAAUGUUUAGACAAAGCUGAUGCACUGUUUUGUACUAUGUUUCUUGAAACUGUAAAUCUAGUGACAAACUAUCUCUUGCAAUAAAUUUUUGUUAACUAUUUAAGUAUAUCAAAAAUCAGUCAUUGUAAGCCUCACGGAUGAAUAACAUAGUCUAUUCCUGCUAUGUUUGGAUAAUCAGGUUUCCUAUCAUUCAAUGAUUUAUUACCAAGCUUAGAGGCUAAUGCCUUAAGGGUAACUGUCUUACCGAGCAAGGGACAAAGGGUAAUAGAUCUAUUUGUGUUAGCAGUCUGAUGUCACUGAGACUAAUUUUGUCGACUUGUAGUAUGCGGACAAACUGCUGACUGUUUGAGCCACUCUCUUUUCUAUUAAACCAAAACCAGCUCUUUUAAAGUAACAUAAAUGGCACAGGGGAAAAAAAGCAAUGACAUUUGGAGUAAACUAUAAACCAUAUCCGCAUUUAGCUUCUUCAGCAUAAAGAGCACUACAUUUCCUGCCAGAUGUCAUCCACGUCUGCACAUAUGCGUGAUUGAAACAACCAAAGUUGUUUUGCCAUUUUGCUUCUGCAAAACCCACAUUUCCACGUGGAAAUGGAAUAGCUGGUCAUGCAACCAGCAGUGUGUGCACACAAACUGUUUGUGUCGGGGGGGAGAGGGUGCCCCUUUUGUGAGUGCAAUUUAUUUUAUGUCGAAAAAUAGGCACACUGAAAUGAUGAUCAGUUCAGAAAAUUCAGCCAAAUAAUUACAUUGUUCCCUUGAUGGACAUAUAGCUCAUGUUUACCUCAUUGGGAGAUGAACAAGCAUAUCAGAAGGGACAAUGUUUCCACCUGUGUAUCAUUUCAUGUGAUAGGUGGAGAUGGCAAGGAUAUUUGGGCAUAUUUGAACUGAGGAAAGUCACAACUCUUACUGGAAAUUUCCAGUCUUUUAAGGGGUUGAAUCAAACUCUUACUAUCAAAUUAACAAUUUUGUCUGACUAUUUUCAUAUUGUAUGGUUCUAGAGUGUUUUGUCAAAUAUAUAUAUACAUACAUACACACACACACACGCACACGCACACGCACACAUAUAUUUGGUCCUUCAGACAUUCCUCUCUACUACCCCAACCCCCUUAUUUAGGUCUGAUCUAAUUCAACUCUCAUAUAAGACAAUGGGAAUCUUUCUAUUGGCUUUACUGGAGUUUGGUUAGGUCCAUAAUGAUGACACAGCCUUAAAUGUAUAUGGCCCUAGCCCGGCAACACUUUUUCAUAUUAUCAGUCCCAUUCACUUUAAAGGCGACUAGUCACAUGGAUAGAGAGGAGGGAUUGCAAAAUGACCUAUAGUGACAGUAGCAUACCCUCUUGUAACAAAAUAUAAGAGAUAAUUUAGAAAUUUAUGUUGGCUUCCUUUCUUCAUUGAUAUGAUUAUGAUAAAAUUGAAGAAUAUAUUAAAUAAUUAAUACCAAUUUCACUCUUAAACGAGAGUAAAAUGGCAUAAAUAUAUUGUUAUAUUUGCCAUCUAUAAUUCUAAAACUUAUAUAAUUCUAAAACUUUAUAUUACACUCAAAAGCUAUCUCAAUCACUUUCAAAUACAAUUAUAAAGCUCUGGGGUCCACAUAUGUUUACUUGGUGCAACAUCUUGCAGGUACAGUACCAUUGUAAAGAGGAAAACUAUAUUACUGUGCUAAAGGCUAGUACAAAGGAGCACUUUGAUGGCCUGGUUUUCCAAGAUGCUGAGAGGUCACAAAUGGGUUGGUGGUAACGGGUGCAGCAGGUACUGAGCAACUUUGAAAAUCUGACCAAAUAUUUUUUUGUUUUUUAGUUUUCAUCCCUCCAGUUUGUGGUUUCAUGCCUAAUUUUGUUUAAUUUGGUAUAUGGAAAAUGCAGCUUAACGGCUAUUUCUGUCUUUUUAUUUUGUGUGUAUGAAAUGUAUUUUUCAUGCUUUAAUAGUUUUAGACUAAUUUCUGAUUUAAGUAACAAUUUAUAUUUAACACAUUAUUUAGGGAAGGUUGGGGCAAAAUAGCAAUUUUAUAACAUUACAAUUAGAAAAUAAGAAGAUACUGUGGGAAACAAUUAUGCACAGUUUAUCUUAUUAACAAGUUUUAUGCUGCAGCUAGUCAAAAUUUCCCCAAUUUCAAAUUUUCAACAAACAUUUUCAUCCAAAAAUCAUUUUUUGUUUUAAAAAAUCCCCAAAAUUUGUAAGAAAUUUUUCUACUAGUUCUAUUUUAUACUUUGGAUUUUACACUUUCACUGGAAUUUAGCUUAAAUGUAUUGUCUAUUAAGGAAUUUAACAGUUUUAAGAUAUUGCAAAAUGAUAUAUUAUAUAGAGUAACUGCAUUACCAUUGUGUAUAAAGUUAAUGGAUAUAAGUAAAAUACCAAUAACGAGAAGGUGUAAGUAUUCUUUAAACAUUAAUACCUUAAGCAGUAGCACUGUUUUAUAUAUGUAACUUCAAAUAUAGAAAUACAGAAACAUUUUCUAAUAACAAAGACUGAAUUUCAAAUUGAACAAGCUAAAUUAAAUGAUUUAAUAAAUAUUUCAUAUGAGUUGCUCUUGUAUUACUAAAUAAUUUUACUGGAUACAUAAUCUAAGUGUAGUUCUGUCUACUUGUAUUUUCUGAUUUUACAAUCUCAUUCAUAAGUUUGGAAAUCUUUGCAAGUGCUGAAUAAUUGAAGACACUAUGAUUCCUAGAUAUACAAUCUGCCAAGUUUCUUAAAUCUAAUUAAUUUCUUUAGAAUGUUCAAAUCUAAUCAGAAAUGUUGCCUUUUAAUGUUUUGCAGUUCCAACUCAUAUUGCCAAUUUAUGUAAUGAUUGGAAUCUGAUUCCAAGGUAAAGGAAUAAAAAUAAGUUACUGUUCCUUUAAAUCACUGGAGUUGUUGGAAUUAAUUUAUCUUCAGAUUGCAAUGAUAAACCUAAAUUAGGUUAUAGAUUUUGUUAAAUGGCUUCCCAUUCCCAGAACAGCUACACAAAGAAAUGAUUGAAAAGUUAAUAUGUUCCACUGAGAUGAGAAAUGUGUUUUUUUCCUGUCCUUGGAAAGCAGCAAUUUGUCCAGACCAUGACCUUCCUGGAGGCAUACCAUUUCUCAGGUAAUAUGUACCAUAAAAUAAUGUUCUAAAUAGGAUUUUCCAAGCAUUAAGAAUCAUAAUCAUCUUGCAUUGUUAUAGGCAGUUUGGACUAAUUGUACACUUUCCUUUCUAAUCUAUAAGUACACAGAAUAGUUAAAAUGCUAUAAUACAUACAGAAAGCAGAAGAAUCCGAUUGUUCAUUUUACUGAACUUAACCACAGAUUAUCCUAAAUUUUAACUCUGCCUGAAAGGAAUAAACUCACAUGGGAUUUCUGCAAGAAUGAGCAAAAUGGUUUACAGAUUGAGACAUCUGAUCCCCAGACAGUUGUAAAAAGCACACAUUUUAGAGCCUGAUCCUGCACAAUGCUAAACAACUGUAAGCUGCUGAGCACCCACAAAUGCAAACUGAAGUCCCUGGGAGUCGUGGACACAUCACCGCACAGUCUUGUGUGCCUAGUGUAUUACAGGAAGAUGAAUGCACUGUGUGCAUGCUUAAAAGCUCUUCAGUUUAGAAAGCAUAAAAUUUAGGUUCACCUCAUUAUAUUGGCACUUCAGAGAUAAAAGGCAAAUGCUUACAAUAUAAAACUAUACAAGGCCUCAACUAUUGAUGCUGCCCCAGCAUUUUGAACAUAGACUAACUUUAUUCCAAACGUUCUUCACUCAUCUUCAUUCUUAAGGCUCUGGUUCACCAAAUUACUUAAAUACAUGCCUAACUUGGAGCACAUUAAUAGUCACAUUGAUUUCAAUAGAAGUGCUCAUGUGCUUUAAGUUUGGCACUAUUUAAUUACUGUGCUGAACUGGGGCCUACAGGAGAGAUCUACAAAUUAGCAUCUAUGAGAAAUGCCAAAGUACAUUUCUUUUCCUUUGUACAUGCAAUAGAGAAAGCAAGUUUAUCUUCAGCUAUUAAAAUCCAGCAUGUCCAGCACUGUCUUGUUUCUCUUUGCGUUCACAUUUAACUCAAUUUAACUCAAAUAUAACUGAACAUCAGAACGAUUACAUUUUAGGGUUUUAAAUAUGCUCAUUCUACUGCUCAGUUUAACUUCUCCAUUUGUCAGUAUUGUAAAGAGAAGUUAAACAAAUUGCCCUGGUCCAAAUCAGUGGACAUCUUUGACUUUACUGCAAAAUGUUAGAUAAUUUUGCUUGGAACAAUUUACCUUUCUUUUCUGCAGCCCUCAUUUUUGACUCCAACAGUCCUAAUUUUGAGACUCUUUUAGGGAUUCAUAAUACUGGUAGUCCCACAACCAUGGGAGAUUUCUCUCAAAGGAGCUCUCAUACUCUAACAGUGUGCAACAAAGCAUCAUUUAUCAUUCUUCUUUUUAGUUCUUGGUAUAGGGCUGGAAUCAUGAUACUAAAAAGUGGUUUCUGUUGAAAUAUGAAUAUUCUGUUAAUUCCUGUAUCAAAACUAGACUUUUUAAAAUGAUGUUUUCUCUUCUUGGGAGAGUUUCUCAUACAGAGUGAUGGUACCAGCAUCUAUUUCCCAAAUAUAUUUCAGUUUAGUAUAUUGUGCUUGCUUUUAUAAAAGUGCAUAGCUUCCCAAACUGCUAAACUUUGUCUUCAGUAUAUUUUCUACAAUGUCUUUCCCCAAUGUACAUAUUUUAGCAAUCUGGUAAUAUGUUUCUGAGAGCUCACUGUAUUUAACGUAUUGCUUUAAACAUAUUGGGCCAGCUUCUUAGCUGGCGUAGAUCAGUGCAGCUCUGUUGACUUCAGUGGAGCCACACUGAUUUGCUUGAGUUGAGGAUUUGGAUCACUGCCUUUUAUAAAUCUCCUAAAACAUCCCAAAUAAAAACUGAAUCUAAGCAGUAAAUCUGUAAAAUAUACAUUUCUAAAUAUACAUUUCUGCUUUUUUGUAAUGAAGACUUAUAAACUUUAACCUGUCAGUUAUUUUGUUCUAAAGUUCAUGAGCUGUACAGAAUAUACUGAUUUGCAUUGUUGUAUAUUGCCAAGUAAUUUUACAUAUGCAAACUGUACCACUUCACAUGUAUAUGCAAUAUGUUGUCUUAUUGUAAAAUUGUACCAUGUUAUUUUAAUUCUUUCUGUUGAAAUUAGAUUUUGUUUUAUAAAAUAGAAUAUACAGUACUGUACAAAUGUCACUAAUUGCAUAAAUUACUAUG
This is a messenger RNA of Dermochelys coriacea (leatherback sea turtle), 10021 nucleotides long. RefSeq names its product zinc finger protein 804A (gene ZNF804A). Lineage: Eukaryota; Metazoa; Chordata; Testudines; Dermochelyidae. The transcript is spliced from 3 exons. The record is from RefSeq and is a predicted model, not a curated record. Bases 783 to 4508 code for a protein of 1241 amino acids. Gene Ontology annotation, cellular component: nucleus.